Messenger RNA from Cuscuta campestris, 2436 nucleotides. Lineage: Eukaryota; Viridiplantae; Streptophyta; Magnoliopsida; Solanales; Convolvulaceae. The record is from the annotation of a GenBank genome assembly.
GGACUACUUUGGGAUUGAAUUGAGUACAACAAGUCCCCUCCUGGACAAUAACAACACUCUGAAUCCUGAAAUUGGACGCCUCUUCAUCCUCUCACACGCAUGCAACAUUAUUAUUCUUUCAUAUCAGUUCCGCCCCUUUUUUUGGUUCGUUUCUAUCUCGUCUCGUUUAGAUACUCCGUAUUUCUCCAUCUAUCGAUCAUCAUCUUCUUCAUAAUUCAUAUUCUUUUUUCGGAAAAUUUCUAAUUGAGAGUUGAGCUGAAUUCGAGUUCAGGUUCAGACCUGCUAAUUACGGAGUAUCAUUCAUUGUUUCCGAUCGCGGCGGCGGCAUAAACCUUUUCGGGCUUGUUUGGUUCCACAGAGGCGGUUCCGCCGGUCCUAUAUAUGUACAAUUGUAAUACAGGGCCAGGAUUGGGAAUUGGAAGACCUAGGUUUUCAUCGGAAUAGCCAUGGCUGCUGCAACUGAAAGACAUGCCAUCGGGAGACCCACAAAUCCGAUGGUUACUCCUCUCUUGACGGACCUCUACCAGUUUACCAUGGCCUAUGCUUACUGGAAAGCUGGUAAACACACUGAGCGAGCCGUCUUUGACUUGUAUUUCCGGAAGAAUCCGUUUGGGGGAGAAUACACAAUUUUUGCAGGGUUGGAAGAGUGCAUAAAGCUUAUUGCUAAUUUUAAACUUACAGAGGACGAGAUUGCCUUCCUCAGAGAGUCAUUGCCUGCAACGUGUGAGGAUGGGUUCUUUGAGUACCUACGGAACAUUGACUGUUCAGAUGUUGAAAUAUACGCCAUAUCUGAAGGAUCAGUCGUCUUCCCUAAGGUGCCACUAAUGAGGAUUGAAGGACCAGUUGCUGCGGUUCAACUGUUGGAAACGCCAUUUGUAAAUCUCAUAAAUUAUGCAUCCUUAGUUACCACCAAUGCUGCAAGGCAUCGCUUUGUUGCUGGGAAGGGUAAAUUACUUCUUGAAUUCGGACUCCGACGAGCGCAGGGCCCUGAUGGUGGUAUAGGGGCAUCAAAGUAUUGCUACAUGGGAGGAUUUGAUGCAACUAGUAAUGUUGCUGCUGGAAAGAUAUUUGGGAUUCCGCUUCGUGGGACACAUUCCCAUGCCUUUGUUAGCUCAUUUAUGAGCCCAGACGAGAUUGUCGAGAAAUCCCUUCAUAGGAGUGAUGGUUCUAGCGUCUGUGAUGACUUUGUUAGUCUAGUGCAAGCAUGGUUGAAUAAAUUGAAGUGGUCAAACUUACUGGGUGGAACUUUUGGUGAGACAAAUCAGAGCGAGUUAGCAGCAUUCACAUCGUAUGCACUUGCAUUUCCUGGCUGUUUUUUGGCCCUUGUGGACACGUAUGAUGUUAUUAGAAGUGGCAUUCCGAAUUUUUGUGCUGUUGCUCUUGCACUUAAUGAUUUGGGGUACGAAGCUGUUGGCAUUAGGCUAGACUCUGGAGACCUUGCAUAUCAAUCUUGUGAAGCCAGGAAAUUCUUUUGCGCUAUUGAAAAAGAGUUUGGAGUGUCUGGCUUUGGAAAGAUGAGCAUCACAGCAAGCAAUGACCUCAAUGAAGAAACUCUGGAUGGGCUGAAUAAACAGGGUCAUGAAAUUGAUGCUUAUGGUAUUGGAACUCAUUUGGUCACAUGCUAUGCACAACCAGCUCUAGGUGUUGUCUUCAAGUUGGUUGAAAUAAAUAAUCAGCCUCGAAUUAAGCUUUCCGAAGAUGUAACCAAGGUCUCUAUUCCUUGCAAAAAGCGCUGUUAUAGAUUGUAUGGGAAGGAAGGAUACCCUCUCGUGGACAUAAUGACUGGGGAAAACGAACCCUCUCCUAAGGUAGGUGAACGGAUCCUGUGCCGACAUCCAUUUAGUGAAUCCAAAAGAGCUUAUGUGGUACCUCAGCGUGUAGAGGAACUUUUGAAGUGUUACUGGAGUGGUUCAUCGGGUGAGUUGUGGAUUAAGGCUUUGUUUGGAAGCCGACAGUUGGGCAUUUCUGUGCGUUUCUGAAAAAUGUUGGAUAUAGAAAGAGAGAGUCUCCCGCCCCUAAAGCUUAUCAGAGAACGUUGCGUCGAGCACUUGAGUCAAAUGAGACCCGACCACAUGAGAAGGUUGAACCCAACUCCUUACAAGGUCAGCGUGAGUGCGAACUUGUAUGAUUUCAUUCAUUUCCUGUGGCUCAAUGAAGCGCCGGUUGGAGAGUUGCAGUAGUAUCAAAUGCCAAAGCGCCUCCUGUUGUACGAUUCCUCCAUUCAUUCAUUCAUUCGCUCACGUUAUUCAUUUUAGUUAUACACAUUAGAUUUAGUAAUAAAUUUCCAGUCUCAAAGAAUUAUACAUCCUUUUUGUUUAUGGAAUUAGUGAGAUGCUUUUCACUGUAAUUUUUUUUAAUUUUUUCCCUCAUUUGUUUAUAUUUCAUUGAUUUUGUGUGUUUACUAUGGAGUACCUCGCGGUUUGCUAUGAUUUUAAA